AUGGCACUAAAAUUAGACCUUAGCAAAGCGUAUGACCAUGUGGAGUGGGGCUUUCUUCGUGCCAUGAUGGGGAAGAUGAGAUUCGAUACACGCUUUGUUGAACUUAUUCUUGCUACAGUGGACUCGAUUAGAUACAAGAUUGGCCCUGGCAGUCAUCAAUUAGGCCUGAUUGUACCUGAGAGGGGUAUCUGUCAAGGAGAUCCUUUAUCUCCCAAUUGGUUUCUAAUUUUUGCAGAGGGAUUCUCCUCUUUGAUAAGAAGGUUUGAACGUGAUGGAAGGUUGAGAGGUUAUAAUAGCUAUGUUUAUUGUCGUGCAAAUGAGAAAAAGACUUCAAAUAUCUUACAUCUCCUCCAACUUUUUGAGGCUGCUUCAGGCCAACAAGUUAAUUUCAGUAUGUCCUCUAUCUUCUUUAGCACUAAUACUCCUACUGAUGUGCGUCAUCAGUUGUAUGCUUUGUUGGGAAUGGGAAUGGCUGGUGAGUGUAGUACUUACUUAGGCCUCCCAUGUACUAUGGGUAGGAACAAAGAUGCCAUUUUAGGUUUCUUAAAAGAGAAAAUGCAUAAAUGA
Messenger RNA from Cannabis sativa, 567 nucleotides. RefSeq lists its product as uncharacterized. The record is from RefSeq and is a predicted model, not a curated record. Bases 1 to 567 code for a protein of 188 amino acids. Lineage: Eukaryota; Viridiplantae; Streptophyta; Magnoliopsida; Rosales; Cannabaceae. The transcript is spliced from 2 exons.